Molecule: messenger RNA, 7800 nt
Organism: Nematostella vectensis (starlet sea anemone)
Lineage: Eukaryota; Metazoa; Cnidaria; Anthozoa; Actiniaria; Edwardsiidae
Product: spectrin beta chain, non-erythrocytic 1
Exons: 55
Coding region: 139-7218 (2359 amino acids)
Biological process (GO): actin cytoskeleton organization
Cellular component (GO): cell junction; cortical actin cytoskeleton; cell projection
Molecular function (GO): actin filament binding; structural constituent of cytoskeleton; phospholipid binding
Source: RefSeq, a predicted model, not a curated record
CGUAUUGGAUAUCUGAGUCGUGCCCAGUUUUGGGCGUCUCACCGAUUGUCUGAUAACAUAGCUGCCUUCGAACUCGCCGUAAAACUCGGCGCUAAAAUACACCGAAUCUCGUAAGAACUAGGACAGCGGGCGAGAAGAAUGGCAGUGGAGGUAAAACACCCGCUCGAUAGCCCCGCCACGGAUCUGCUGGAAGUGAGUCGCCAUCGUUUGGAAGGUUUGCCUACCCAUAUGGAAGAGCGUGAUGCGGACGUUAUGAGGGCAUUCAUUGAUUCUAUGGGUACAAUGGGAGAAGUAGAAAUAGCGACGGAAUUUAACCGGGAAAGCGAGGAAUGGAUGGAACAACAAAGCGCUGCUCGACUCUUCGAAAGGUCACGAAUCAAAGUCCUUGCAGAUGAAAGAGAAAGAGUUCAAAAGAAAACAUUCACAAAAUGGAUCAACUCGCAUCUACAAAGAGUUGGAGCAAGAGUCAACGAACUUUACCACGACCUUCAAGAUGGAAGGAAACUCAUUCUCUUGUUAGAAGUGUUAUCCGGAGAGAAACUGCCCAAACCCUCCAAGGGGCGGAUGCGAAUCCACAAUCUAGAAAAUGUUGAAAAAAGUUUAGUUUUCUUGAAAAAACAAAGGGUGCAUCUAGAGAAUGUUGGUGCUCAUGAUAUUGUUGACGGCAAUCAGAAAAUCACUUUGGGUUUGAUCUGGACAAUCAUUCUUAGAUUCCAGAUCCAAGAUAUCACAAUUGAAGGAGAAACAACAGAGAAGAGAUCUGCCAAAGAUGCUUUACUUUUGUGGUGCCAGUCUAAGACUGUUGGAUAUCGCAGUGUUACAAUCACUAACUUCACAACAAGUUGGAGAGAUGGCCUGGCUUUCAAUGCCAUCAUUCACCGGCAUAGACCUGACCUUAUUGAGUUUGAGAAGCUGACAAAGGCAGAUGCAGAGCAGAACCUAGAGCAGGCAUUUGAAGUUGCAGAGACCCAACUUGGCAUAACACCACUGCUAGACGCAGAAGACGUUAACGUGGACUUUCCUGAUGAGAAGUCCAUCCUUACUUAUGUGGCUGCAUAUUAUCACUACUUUGCAAAGAUGAAGACCGUAGAAGUCAGUGGUAGCAGAAUUGGCAAGGUCAUUGAGCGCAUAAAAGAGAACGAAGAGCUCAUCAUUGACUAUGAGAAGCUUGCAUCAGAUCUCCUGGAAUGGAUUGAGAUCAAGAUUAUCCAGCUUGGCGAAAGAGAGUUUGCCAACACCCUCCUUGGAGUGCAACAACAGAUGCUGGAAUUCAACCAAUACAGAACACAGGAGAAACCUCCAAGAUUUGUUGAGAAGGGUAAUCUGGAGGUGCAGCUCUUUAUCCUGACCAGCAAAAUAAGAGCCAAUCACCAAAAGCCUUACAUUCCGCCUGAGGGGAGAGGCAUGAUUGACAUCAAUAGGGCUUGGGAAAGACUCGAGAAGUCAGAACAUGAGAGAGAGCUUGCUCUGCGUGAAGAGCUAAUGAGACAAGAAAGACUUGAAAUGCUUGCAGCCAAGUUUGAUCGAAAGUAUGCAAUGCGUGAGACCUGGUUGAAUGAGAAUCAGCGCCUGGUUGCUGUUGACAACUUUGGUAACGACCUGGCUGCCGUGGAGGCUGCAACUAAAAAGCAUGAAGCUAUUGAAACAGACAUCAUGGCAUAUGAAGAGCGGGUCAAUGCCAUUGUUGCUGUGGCAGAAGAGCUUCACCGAGAGAACUAUCACGACUCAGAACGCAUCCAAGUCUGCAAAGGGAGGAUCAUACAGUUGUGGGAACUGUUGCUAGUGCUGAUAAAGCAGAGGCGCGUGCGUUUAGAGAAAUGCAUGCAGCUGCAGCGUGUGUUCCAGGAGAUGAUCAACAUUAUUGACUGGAUGGAUGAGAUCAAGAUUGGACUGUUGUCGGAGGACUAUGGCAAGCACUUAUUGGGAGUAGAGGAUUUGCUACAGAAGCACAGCCUAGUGGAGGCGGACAUUGCUGCCCAGGCAGAUAGGGUUAAGACUGUGAAUGCCCAGGCUGAGGCUUUUUUGCAUGUGGAAGACGAAGAAGAACAUAAACCAGAUGAGGCACAAAUCAGAGAUCACCAAGCUGAGCUGGAGGGAGCAUACAAUGAGCUUCUUCAGCUUGCGGCUGCUCGUCGGGCACGCCUUGAGGAGUCUCUCAAGCUGCAGAGCUUCUACCGCAAUGCUGACGAAGAAGAGAUGUGGGUGACAGAGAAGGACUACUUUGUGCAGUCUACUGAUUAUGGUCAUGACCUUAACACAGCAAUGAUUCUCCUUACCAAGCAUGAGGCUGUGGAGCGCGAAAUGACAGCACGCAAUGCCCAGACCAAGGCUGUGGCCCGCAAUGGUGAGGAGUUACUUGAGGCUGUCCCAUAUGCAACUGACACCAUCCAGAAUAGACUGGACACCAUCAGAUCCAAGUGGGAUAAACUGCAUGACAAUGCCGCUUACCGCAAGAAGAAGAUUCAGGAAAACCUCAAGCUGCAGCAGUUUAUUGCUGAAUACAAUGACAUUAUGUCUUGGUGUGAUAUGAUGGAGAGGAUUGUAGCUAAUGAUGAUCUUGGUUAUGAUGAACACAGUGCGGAAGUACUUGUCAAGAAGCAUCAUGCUGUAGAGGAAGGCAUCCAGGGCUAUGCCUCUGAAGUCAAAGCUUUUCAUUGCCAAGUUGAUGGUCUUGGUGAUGAGGAUAAGUCAUCCCCUGAAGUUGUUGACAGAUGCAACACACUGGAUGAGCGGUACAGUGCCCUUCUCCAGCAAGCUGCAGCCCGCCGACAGAAACUCCAAGAUGCUCUAUCCCUGCACAAGCUGAACCGAGAGGCAUACAUAGUGGAGACAUGGAUUGAUGAGCGCGAAAAUCGUCUUGACACUGCCCUUACGGUUGACAAGGGCAUGGAUCUGGAAGAGUGCCAGGUUAUUGAGCAGCGCUUUGAAGGCUUCCAACAAGAGCUGGAUGCCAAUGAACGACGUGUUCAGCUUGUCAAUGAGCUGGGUGGUAACCUGAUUGAGAAAGGUCACAUCAACUCCGAUGAGAUCAAAGAGACAAUUGACCGGCUCAACACAAGAUGGUGCAACCUGCGUGACACUGCAAAUCAGAAGAGAGCUAAACUAGAUAAGGCUCUUAGACUCCAACAAUUCUAUGCCCAGACACUAGAAACAAAGACUUGGAUCAGUGAGAAGUCGAGUCUUUUGAUUACGGAAGAGGAUGUCACUAACAUGAAGGACCUUGCAACGGUUAUGGUUCUGCAGCGCAGACUCAACAAUAUCCAGAGAGAUCUUCCAGCUCUUGAGGACAAGUGCACAAGUCUUGAGAAUGAUGCCCAGCAGCUCUGCUCAGAAUAUGAAGGGGAACCUGAGGAGGAGAUUGUGAAAGAGAAGAUCACAGUAGUCAGCUCAUCCUGGGUGGAGAUGAAAGAUAACGUAAAGCAGCGGGACGAAGCCCUCGCCGAAUCCGGAGAACUACAGAGAUUCGUUAUUGAUUUAGAUGACUUCCAAAUCUGGUUGAGGCACACACACAACGAGGUAGCAUCUGAGGACAUUCCUAACAGUCUGUCAGAAGCAGAGAGAUCCCUCAAGGAGCAUGAAGACAUUAAGGAUGAGAUUGACACGCAUGAGCCAGACUUCCAGAAGCUGAUUGAGGAUGGUCCAAAGUGGGCGCAGGACGAGUCCGAUUUACAGCAGCAAUCCCUGAAAGAGCAGCUCGAUCAGCUGCAAAGCGGAUGGAAGGACCUUCUUGUUCUGUGGGAGAACAGGAAGAGGCUUCUUAUCCAAGCCUUGAAUCACCAGCUGUUUAUCCGUGAUGCCAAGCAGUGUGAGGCUCUACUUGGCCAGCAGGACUUGUUCCUCUCGAAGGAGGAAGUUGGGGCCACAGUUGAGGCGGUUCAAGAGCUGAUUAAAAAGCACGAAGAGUUCUCCAAGCGCAUGGAUGUACAAGAUGAGAAGAUAAACCAGAUGAUCCAAUUUGCUCAGCGACUCGCUAAUGAUGGCCACUAUGCACAAGACAAAAUCACCGAAAAAGCACAAAAUCUUCACGAGAGGCGAAAUGCGAAUCGCCAGAAACUUGAAGCUGCUCUUCAGCGACUUCGUGAUGCACUUCAACUACAGCAGUUUAUUCAGGAUGCAGAGGAUAUGUACGACUGGUUGAAUGAGAAACACCAAGUUGCAUCGGAAGAGAGUUACCGUGAUUUGAGCAACAUUCAAGGCAAAGUGAUGAAGCAUGAGGCUUUUGAGGCGGAACUUCAGGCCAACAAAGAAAGACUGGAUCAGAUCAGUGAGUCUGGGCGUGACUUAGCUGAUGAGAAACCCGAAAACAAACCAGAGAUUGAUGAGCUCCUGCAGAAACUUGACCAGAAGUGGUUAGAGCUGGCUGAAGUGUCCAAACACAAGGGCAACAAACUGAAAGACGCACAGAGACAGGAAGAGUUCAAUGCCGGUGUGCAGACAAUGCAGGAAUGGGUGAAGGAGCUCGAGACUGUUAUCAUCACACAGGAGAAGGCAACCGACCUCACGACAGCUACCAGGCUUUACCAGAAACACAAGCAAUUAGAGAAGCAAAUCAAUGCCAAGAAGGAGCGUCUGAAGGAACUGGAUGCGCAAGCGGCAGAUAUGGUAGAUGCUGGACACUUCGAUCCCAAUGCUGUACAGGAGACCAAAAUCAUUCUAGAAGAAAAGUAUGAAUGCCUUGAAGCACCACUCGCUGAGAAAGGAGCCGAGCUUGACCAGGCCAUGCAGUUCUUCCAGUUCGACCGAGAUGUAGACGAUGAGGAGACCUGGAUCAACGAGAAAGAGCCUCUGCUCCAGUCCACCAACUAUGGAAACAACCUGUUUGAAGUCCAGAAGUUGCAGAAGAAACAUCAGACUCUUUGUGCAGAGAUUGACAUCCACCAGAAGCACAAGGAGCGCAUCUGUAACCAGGGUGACGAACUUGUACUGGGGUACCACCCUCAGGCAGAGGACAUUGAGCGACGCAGAAAAGAGCUGGAGGAAAAAUGGGAUGACUUGAAGAAACAGUCAGAUGCGUACAAGGCCCAGUUAGAUCUCUCCUUGCAAGCCAAACAGUACUAUUUUGAUGCGGCGGAGGCUGAGUCCUGGAUGAGUGAACAGGAGCUUAAUAUGAUGGGAGAUGAUCGUGGGAAAGACGAGGCUAGCGCUACGGAAAUGCUUAAGCGGCAUGAGACGCUUGAGGCUGCCAUUGCCGACUAUGCUGAGACUGUGAAUGAGCUGGGAGAAACUGCUAAUGGCCUGGUAGAGAGCAAUCACCCUGAAAGCGAGCAAAUCAAGAUCAGACAGAAUCAGAUCGAUAAGCUCUAUGCAGGCUUGAAAGACCUGGCCGAGGAGCGACGUGGCAAACUUGACGAGACGUUGAAGCUGUACCAGUUGAACCGCGAGGUGGACGACCUGGAGCUUUGGAUUGCAGACAAGGAGCAAGUGGCGGGUUCCCAGGAUAUCGGCCAAGACCUUGCUCACUGCGAGCUUCUUAUUGAGAAAUUCCGUGACUUUGCCCGCGACACGACACACAUCGGAACAGAGCGCGUUGCCUCGACUAAUGGCGUGUGCGACCAGUUGAUUGGUACGGGGCAUUCGGACGCCGCCACCAUCGCGGAAUGGAAGGACGGCAUCAACGAGUCGUGGGCCGACUUGCUGGAACUCAUUGAGACCAGAACAAAGAUGCUGGAGGCUGCAUUAGAGCUGCAUAAGUACUACCACGAUGCAAAAGAAGUGCUGGCGAUGAUCCAAGAGAAAGAUAAUCUGAUGACAGAAGAGCUUGGUCGAGACUUGAACAGUGUACAGCAGCUGCAGAGGACGCACCAGAGCUUUGAGGCAGACCUCGCCCCCUUGGGCCACCAGGUCUCAGGCAUCCAGGAGGAGGCUGGUCGCUUACUGGGAUCGUAUGCAGGCGAAAAAGCCUCCGAAAUACAAGCCAAGGAAGACGAGGUCGUCCAGGCUUGGAAGAACUUGAAUCUACGUGUUCGCCAGCGAACGGACAAACUGCAUGACGCGGAUGACUUGUACCGCUUCCUCAUCGCCGUGCAGGACCAGAUGCUCUGGAUGAAUGAUAUGCUUAAGCACAUCCUUACCUACGAGAAGGCCAAGGAUGUAUCUGGCGUUGAGGUACUGAUGGACCAGCAUCAAAGUCGUCACGUGGAGAUCGAGGGACGAGAAGAGAGCUUCUUUGGUGUCAUCAAGAUGGGAGAGCAGCUUCUCGCCAAGAGCCACUACGCAUCUGCUGAGAUUCGCGAGAAAAUCAACAUGCUUCACAGGCACAAGGACGAGAUGUUACUGGAAUGGAAGAAGCGCUGGGAACACCUUGGCCUUAUCCUGGAGGUGAUGCAGUUCGCACGUGACGCUUACACUGCCGAAGCAUGGAUCAUGGCACAAGAGUCGUACCUACGCAAUGAAAACCUCGGCAUUGACUUGGCAGAAGUAGAAAAACUCCUGGAGAAGCACGGCAACUUUGAGAAAGUAGUAGCAGCACAGGAAGAGCGAUUCCUUGCGCUAGAGAGACUAACACAGUUCGAGCUCCGCGAGGCCCAGCGCCGACAAGAAGAGAAAGCACAGAGGGAACGAGAAGAGAGAGAGAGAAUAGAACGAGAAGAACGAGAGAGACAGGCGGCGCAUGAACGACAGCAGCGAGAAGAAGCGGAACAAAGGAAACGUGAGGAGGAGGAACGCCGACGGGAGGAGGAGGAGAAGAAAGCGAAGGAGAAUGGCGAAGAGGAUAUUACUGCGUCUGCUGCUCGGGAUGUCGAGUCGCGACCUGGAGCUGGCGAAGAGAAAGAAGAUCACGAGGAGGAAGAAGGGAAAAUGGAAGGCUAUUUGCACCGCAAACCGACCAUGGACGGACCAAACAGAAAGGCAGCCAUUAGGCAAUGGAAGCAGUACUAUGUCAUCCUGAGAGAUAUGGAGCUGCACUUCUUCAAAGACCAAAAGAGCGCUAGAAAUGACCACGCUGCCGCUCAUCCCUUGGCCACCUUGGACAGUGUGUGCGAGGUAGCGUCGGACUACACCAAGAGGAAACAUGUCUUUAGGUUCAGAGUCAGUAAUGGUCAGGAGUUCUUGUUCCAAGCUAAAGACGAGGAGGAUAUGAACAUCUGGAUAAAACACGUACAGGAAUGCGCCCAAGUCCCAGAGUCCCCUGCCAAACCAUCCACGCCCGACCGAAAGGAUAAGAAGGGCAGUGGUUUCUUUAAACGAAAGAGCAAAAAUGUGGAUGAAAAGAAGUAACCAUAAUUCUAGGACUAAUUUAUUCCUAAAAAGCAUAAAACCCAGCCGCGCGUCUAGUGUUUCAGUCCCUUGUUUUACUGUGCUGUGAAACCGCGGUUAUCUUCCACGAGGGCGUGGCCCUGUAGGGGUGUAACCCCGGCCCCAGGUGUAACAAAGAGGGCUCAGCUAGGAAUAUUUUGAGUUUGGGGUGAGAAGAGAUAACGAACGUUUUGUGUUACCAAGUAAAAUUACAUUGUCACGUCAUUUAGGCGUGGAGUUAAUCUAACCUUAAGAAGUUAAACUUACUACUUUAAUUUUCUAGUGAUUUCUAAUGCUGGAGUCAUUUGCGUUUAUCCAUGCAAGUAUUAGGUAUUUUGAAUAUACGUUCAGGAACUACUUAAAACCGGUUUGUGUAGUAUUAUUGGAGGCUUAAACUAUAGUAAUUUCAUUCGUUUGUUACUUUGAAUAAGGAAACAGAUAUAGGAAUAUUUCAUAGUUUCUUCGUUGUAGAUCAAAUCAUACGAUGCUUGUUAUUACAAGAGUUGCAUUGUAUCGGUAAAAUGUGGAAAUAUCCCACGAGAUUAAAUAAACAUAACUGUCGUA